GGCCCAUCUUCGAUUUUUUUUGUGUUGUUUUUGGCCUCAGGAAGGAUAAGCACUCUGUAAGUAGCUAGGGUUUGAGAUUAUCGUCUCUGCGACUCUUCAACAAUGGCGAAGAAGAGAACCAGGCAUCAGAAUCCAGAGGCAUUCCUUGCCGAUGAAGCCGCCACUUCAACCUCCAAGAAACGAAACAAACCUCCCAAACUCCACCAGCAUGAAGAGAAGUUUAUAUCGUCCGGUAUGAGUUCAAAGAUUUUGAAAGAAGCUCUAAUUCAGCAAAAGGAAGUACAAGAGGAGGCCGAAGAGCAAAACCCUAAUAAGCUGGUUUUUGCCGAAGAACCGGCCUAUGAUGCUGCGUCGGACGAUGAGGAAAUCGACAACUUUGGCGGCUUUUCGGAGACUCAAAGCCAAUUUGGCGGUUUCGAUGAAGAGAUAAACGAGGAGGAUGAAGCGCUACUGGAUGCCUUUACAUCAAAGAAUGCGGGUCCUCAACGCACAUUGGCGGACAUCAUUGUUCAGAAGAUCAAAGAAAAAGAUGCACAAGUUUCUUCAGAAGCGCGACCUCUACCCAAAUUGGAUGACUCCAUCAUUGAUCUAUACAAGGGAGUUGGCAAGCUUCUCAAUAAAUACACUUCAGGAAAAAUUCCCAAAGCGUUCAAACACAUCCCUUCACUGCAGCUUUGGGAGGAAGUUCUAUACUUGACUGAGCCUGAGAAAUGGUCGCCAAAUGCAAUGUACCAAGCCACAAGAAUCUUUGCGUCCAAUUUGGGUGUGAAGAAGGCUGAGAGAUUUUACAAGCUUGUCUUACUCCCACGGGUUCGAGAGGAUAUUCGAAAGAAUAAGAAACUGCAUUUUUCAUUAUAUCAAGCUUUAAAGAAGUCUAUGUACAAACCGGCUGCCUUCAAUAAAGGAAUAUUGUUUCCAUUGUGUGAGUCAGGGACUUGCAAUCUGAGGGAAGCUGUCAUCAUCGGGAGCAUUAUUCAGAAGGUUUCCAUUCCCCCACUUCAUUCAAGUGUUGCACUAUUGAGGCUUACAGACAUGGAAUAUUGUGGUACUACAAGUUAUUUUAUAAAGCUAUUAAUUGAGAAGAAGUAUGCUUUGCCAUAUCGGGUACUUGAUGCUAUGGUUGCUCAUUUCUUAAAAUUCCUUGAGGAUGAAAGGAUAAUGCCUGUGAUCUGGCAUCAAUCGCUUCUUGCAUUUGUGCAAAGGUACAAAAAUGAAUUGACCAAGGAGGAUAAAAUUAAUCUUUACAGUCUAGUUGAAAAGCAAUGGCAUAAAUUGGUUACACCUGAAAUAUUAAGGGAGCUAGAUAAUAGCCGCAAUCGUGGUGAAAAGGAGGAUGCUCUUAUGUUAAUAUCAUCUCCAAUUUCUGUUAUCAACAAAACAAUAGAAGAAGAUAGGUUUGACAUUCCAGAUGUGCCAAUGGAAGAGGACUGAAUAUCCAUUUAGCACAACUAUUCUUGUAGAUUUUCAGGUAGUGGUUACUUCUAGGGUUUCCUUUGGAAUGAAAUGUGGUUACUAGUUGAUUGGGAUGAAUGUUGUCUUGAAGUAGUUUUUUGGUGAGAAUUUUUUUUUUCCCCCUCCAAACCAAAUAUAAAACAUUCAAUUUUGAUGUGAAGAUUAAUUUUGUGUCUAUUUACAUGUUUGAUGAAUGAUUAUCAUUUCUGUUAGAAAUUCUGCUUGAUGUGCCUCUAUGUUGCCGAAAAUUGUGACACUUUCUAAAAUUAAAUAGUACAAUUUUUUUUUGUGAUGA
Camellia sinensis is the source of this 1747-nucleotide messenger RNA. Its product is annotated as bystin-like protein. Gene Ontology annotation, cellular component: preribosome, small subunit precursor; nucleolus; cytoplasm. Gene Ontology annotation, molecular function: snoRNA binding. The record is from RefSeq and is a predicted model, not a curated record. Gene Ontology annotation, biological process: rRNA processing. NCBI's taxonomy places the organism in Eukaryota, Viridiplantae, Streptophyta, Magnoliopsida, Ericales, Theaceae.